Cottoperca gobio is the source of this 2199-nucleotide messenger RNA. RefSeq names its product matrilin-2-like. Gene Ontology annotation, molecular function: calcium ion binding. NCBI's taxonomy places the organism in Eukaryota, Metazoa, Chordata, Actinopteri, Perciformes, Bovichtidae. The record is from RefSeq and is a predicted model, not a curated record.
CGGACAGAUAGAACCGGACAGAGUACUGGGAUAUAUGCAGGUUCCCUGUCUGGAGCUAUAUGGACUGAUUGUGUUGGGAAUUAUUGACAAACUGUGAUUGCAAGAGUUGAGAAGUUCAAGUUUUGAUAACAGGUUGUCACAUCUUGUCAGAAUGAAGUCCCUGGCCUUUGGCCUCUUCUGCCUGUUGUGCUGUAACGCAGUUCGACUGGACAGACGGCGUCCCAGACCAAUCGCAGCCAGAGGUCAAAAUGUGACUACUGUCCAAACCAAACCAGCGGAGAACCCCUGCAAAGCAACCCCACUGGAUUUCGUCUUUGUCAUCGACAGCUCUAGAAGCAUCCGCCCCAACGACUAUGAGAGGGUCAAGACCUUCAUCAUCAACCUGCUUCAGUUCCUCCAGGUCGGCUCCGAUGCCACUCGGGUAGGUCUGCUACAGUAUGGCAGCGUGGUCCAGCCCGAGUUCUCCCUCAAAACCUACACCACCAAGACUGAGGUGGAGCAGGCGGUAAGGAACAUGGAGCACCUCGCCACAGGAACAAUGACCGGUCUGGCCAUCCAGUACACCAUGGACACAGCCUUCACUGAGGAAGAGGGAGCUCGACCAGCGAACCUGCUCAUCCCACGGAUUGCUAUGGUUGUGACUGAUGGCCGGCCUCAGGACACGGUGAAGGAGAUCGCGGCUCAGGCCAGGCAGGCCGGCAUCCAGAUCUUUGCUAUCGGAGUGGGCAGGGUGGAUAUGAGCACUCUGAAGGCCAUAGGGAGUGAGCCACACUCUGAGCAUGUGCACCUGGUGGCCAACUUUAGCCAGAUAGAAACCCUCAUCUCUGUGUUCCAGUCCAAACUGUGUGGAGUUUCAGAGAUGUGUGAGGUGGUGGACCAUCAGUGCCAGCACAUCUGUGUGAGCAGCCCUGCCUCAUACAGGUGCAAGUGCAGGAAGGGCUUCACCCUCAACCCCGAUGGCAAGACAUGCAAAGAGAUUGAUCACUGUGCUGAUGGCACCCACGGGUGUGAACAGGAGUUUAUGAACACAGAAGGCUCCUGUGUGUGUAAAUGCAGACAAGGCUACAAACUCAGGCCUGAUGGGAAAACAUGCAAGAAGAUGGACUUUUGUGCUGAUGGGAAACACGGCUGUGAGCAGGAGUUUAUCAAUUCAGAGGAUUCAUGUGUGUGUAAAUGCAGAAAUGGAUUCACACUCCGACCUGAUGGAAAAACAUGUCAAAGUGUGGAUCUGUGUCAGACAGUGGAGCACGGCUGUGAACACCAGUGUGUCAGCAUCACUGACUCCUACAUCUGCAGAUGUUUUCAAGGAUUUGUGUUGGCUGAAGAUGGGAAGAGCUGCACAAAGCCAGAGUGUGGCGAUGGAGUCAUGGAUCUGGUUUUCGUCAUUGAUGGCUCUAAGAGUCUGGGACCGGCCAACUUUGAACUGGUCAAGCAGUUUGUAAACGCCAUCGUGGACUCGUUGGACAUUUCCAGGACGGGCACACAUGUUGGCCUUCUUCAGUACUCCACCAAGGUGCGCACAGAGUUCACCCUGGGCCAGUACAGCACAGCGCAGGACAUCAGACGGGCUGUGUCCCGGAUGCAGUACAUGGGCAGAGGCUCCAUGACUGGCUCAGCCUUACGCCACAUGUCUGAGUCGAGCUUUUCAGCUAAAGAAGGAGCCAGGCCCAACAUGCCACGUGUCAGCAUUGUGUUCACUGAUGGAAGAUCACAGGAUGAUGUGUCUGAAUGGGCUGAUAAAGCAAAGAACUCUGGGGUCACGGUAUAUGCCUUGGGUAUUGGCAAAGCCAUUGAACAGGAGCUGAGAGAAAUAGCUUCGGAGCCUGAUGAGAAGCAUCUUUAUUACGCUGAAGAUUUUGAGAAAAUGGGAGAAAUUACAAAGAAGCUCAAGUCCAGGAUAUGUAAAGACAAAUCCAUCUGAUGAAAACAUGUGCCAGUGCCAGAACGUGAUAACGUUUCAGAAGCAGCUCACCGAGAAGCUGAAGAACCUGGUGCAGAAUAUUGAAGCGAUGUCAAAGAAGCUGGAGACACUCGAGGAUCAAAUUGUGCACAAGUGAAAGGCACUCCCCCCCACCCAACCAGCAGUGUAGCAUUCACAAAAACACAAUGUUUUUGUUGUUGUUGUCUAUAUAUCUUUAUUAUGUAAUGCCAAAUCAGAUGAAUAACUUUGUACAGUAAACUGACAAAUAAACAUUUUAC